AGCCCCGCGAGUGGCGCGCCGGGGAUGUGAGUGCCCCUUGCCCUCUACGGCACCUAGCCCCCUCCCUGCCCACGGCCUCCGCUUUUGCAUUUUUACAGUAAUCCGACUGGGCCCGCGCCCCUCCUCCCGUCAGCCAGCGAAAGAGGCCGUUUGCAUCCCGGUCAGCCUGACUGCGUUGGCCUCGGUUCUGGCCGAGCGGCUAGGGAGGCCCGCCGCGCCCCCUCGGCCCGCGCGCCUGUAGCUGCAGCGGAAGAGGCCCCCGCGCCGCGCCGCUGUCCGGAGGGGCCAACGCGCGCCCGCUUCCUGUUCGGCUGCUUCCAGCCAGCUCGAGGACAAAACACGCGUGCGCGCGGCGGACGGCAGGGCGCGCUCGCCGCCUCAGCCACCGGCGCUGGGCGCAGUCCGCCUUUUUCCGGAGCAGCGCGGCCCCGGUACCAAUCGAUAGCAGCAGCUCCGCACUGGGGGACCGAGGGCGGAAAAAGGCGGGGUUGACGGCUCUUUGCUGGGAGUGGGCUGGACCGGACGCCAGAGACAAAGGCUCUCAAGGCAAGAGGGGCUGUGACGCUGCUCGGGAUUUUUGACCCAGGACUUUUCGCCCCUUCGUUUUUCUCUUCUGACGCUCUUUUCCCAAGCCCGCGUCCCUUCACCUGCGACCUCGUUCCUCAGCGGAAGGGCCGCGAUGGAGGUCCCGCCCCGGCUUUCCCAUGUGCCGCCGCCAUUGUUCCCCUCCGCUCCCGCUACUUUAGCCUCCCGCAGCCUCUCCCAUUGGCGGCCGAGGGCGCCGCGGCAGCUCGCCCCACUCCUCCCUUCGCUCGCUCCCAGCUCCGCCCGGCAGGGGGCGCGCCGGGCCCAGCGCCACGUCACCGCCCAGCAGCCCUCCCGAUUGGCGGGUGGGGCGGCUAUAAAGGGAGGGCGCAGGCGGCGCCCGGAUCUCUUCCGCCGCCAUUUUAAAUCCAGCUCCAUACAACGUUCUGCCGCCGCUGCUGCCGCGACACGGAUUGCACGCCAGCGCCUCCCGGCCGAUAACUCAGCCGCUAUGGAAGACAUGAACGAGUACAGCAACAUAGAGGAAUUUGCAGAGGGAUCUAAGAUCAACGCGAGCAAGAAUCAGCAGGAUGACGGUAAAAUGUUUAUUGGAGGCUUGAGCUGGGAUACAAGCAAGAAAGAUCUGACUGAAUAUUUGUCUCGAUUUGGGGAAGUUGUAGACUGCACAAUUAAAACAGAUCCAGUCACUGGAAGAUCAAGAGGAUUUGGAUUUGUGCUUUUCAAAGAUGCUGCUAGUGUUGAUAAGGUUUUGGAAAUGAAAGAACACAAGCUGGAUGGCAAAUUGAUAGACCCUAAAAGAGCCAAAGCUUUAAAAGGGAAGGAACCCCCUAAAAAGGUUUUUGUGGGUGGAUUGAGCCCAGAUACUUCAGAAGAACAAAUUAAAGAAUAUUUUGGAGCCUUUGGAGAGAUUGAAAAUAUUGAACUUCCCAUGGAUACAAAAACAAAUGAAAGAAGAGGAUUUUGUUUUAUUACAUAUACAGACGAAGAGCCAGUAAAGAAAUUGUUAGAAAGCAGAUAUCAUCAAAUUGGUUCUGGGAAGUGUGAAAUCAAAGUUGCACAACCCAAAGAGGUAUAUAGGCAGCAACAGCAACAACAAAAAGGAGGAAGAGGUGCUGCACCUGGUGGACGAGGUGGUACUAGGGGUCGUGGCCGAGGUCAGGGCCAAAACUGGAACCAAGGAUUUAAUAACUAUUAUGAUCAAGGAUAUGGAAAUUACAAUAGUGCCUAUGGUGGUGAUCAAAACUAUAGUGGCUAUGGCGGCUAUGAUUAUACUGGGUAUAACUAUGGGAACUAUGGAUAUGGACAGGGAUAUACAGACUACAGUGGCCAACAGAGCACUUAUGGCAAGGCAUCUCGAGGGGGUGGCAAUCACCAAAAUAAUUACCAGCCAUACUAAAAGGGGACGUUGGAGAAAACAGGUGUGUAUAAGAGUUCAAGACACCAGUGGAAAUUCUAAUUUAAUUUAAAGAUCAAUAGACAAAUGAAAAAUAAGUGAAAACAAAAUAUCAUGUAGCCUGUUUUUACUAAAUUGUUAAUUUUUUACUUGCUUUAUGAACCUGUUUUGCCUAAAGUGUCUAUAGAUCUUUAACUUUAAAGUUUUAUCUCACUUUCUUUAGUAUUACAGAAAAACUUAAGAGUUUUUCUGUUUGCUUUGUGUACCAGGUGGUCUAGAGGAAUAAUUAAACUUUUUUAGAACUAUUAACAGGUAAAGUACUGAAAUGGGUACAACUUAAGGAAAACAGGAAUGUUGUCUUCUAACUCUGACAUUAUACCUUGUUUGUACCCGCCAGCGGGAACUUCAUUGCAGGCCGUGUGUCACCCUGACCACGUCUAUCUCUGGGGGUCGCACGUUGCGGGCAGAGCGCAAGGCAUACACCAGAAAACGCUGUCCUGUGGUAUGGUCUCUUCCAACUUCAUGUACCAGCGUAAAGAUUAAAGUGGAAAACUUCAGACUUUGGCUUCUUUUUUAAUCUUUUUGAAGAUUAAGUGUCUAAACUUAACUUAAAUGGUUUUUUACAGGAGUUAAAGUACAUAAAUGCCUUUUUACAGCUUAAUCAUUUUGGUCUUCUGUUUAGUGUUGUAUUUCAAUUGUGGAGCCUCAUUUUAAGUGUUCAUUUAAGAUUUAAUGCUUGCUUUUUCUUUUUAUAGCUAAUAGUGAAAUCUACAAACCAAAACAAGAACUUUAAAAUCUGGGAUAUAAAUUAAAGAUCAUAUGCACACAGAAAUUUGUUUUCUUGUAAUACAAGCCUAUUAGAAAUCCAUGUUUGUAAUAGCAUUGUACGUGGCUUACUAGAGAUGUUUCUAGUAGACCUUGAACCUAGCACAGUUCAACCUGUGAAUAUGGGAAGACUGCAUUCCCAGAUUUUCUAAGUAAAUUUAUUUUAAUAUCAUUUGGGAACUUCAGGGUAAAUUUAUUAAUUACCCGAACUGCGUUUUGCCAAUGAAUUUGCAUGUGAUCUUUAAUUAUUGAAGAAAAGAAUAAAGUGAGAACUUAAAACAAUUCAUGAAAGUGGACCUUUGAAAGCUUGUCAGAGUUGCACAAAUCUAAUUGCCAUUUUGUUUUUGUUUUUAGGGAGAGAUUGCUAAAGUAACCCAUCUUGCAGGACGACAUUGAAGAUUGGUCUUCUGUUGAUCUAAGAUGAUUAUUUUGUAAAAGACUUUCUAGUGUACAAGACACAACUGUGUCCAACUGUAUAUAGCCGCCAGUUAGUUUUUGUUUUUACUUUGUCUUUUGCUAUCUGUGUUAUGACUCGACGUGGAUUUGUGUUUAUACAAAUUUUAUUUGUAUGAUUUCAUGUUAAACCUCAAAUAAAUGCUUCCUUAUGUGAUUGUU
This is a messenger RNA of Aethalodelphis obliquidens (Pacific white-sided dolphin), 3379 nucleotides long. RefSeq names its product heterogeneous nuclear ribonucleoprotein D like (gene HNRNPDL). Bases 680 to 1942 code for a protein of 420 amino acids. The record is from RefSeq and is a predicted model, not a curated record. Lineage: Eukaryota; Metazoa; Chordata; Mammalia; Artiodactyla; Delphinidae. Gene Ontology annotation, cellular component: chromatin; nucleoplasm. Gene Ontology annotation, biological process: regulation of gene expression. The transcript has 7 exons. Gene Ontology annotation, molecular function: poly(A) binding; poly(G) binding.